Juglans microcarpa x Juglans regia is the source of this 3138-nucleotide messenger RNA. RefSeq names its product WEB family protein At3g02930, chloroplastic-like. NCBI's taxonomy places the organism in Eukaryota, Viridiplantae, Streptophyta, Magnoliopsida, Fagales, Juglandaceae. The record is from RefSeq and is a predicted model, not a curated record. Gene Ontology annotation, biological process: reciprocal meiotic recombination. Bases 381 to 2903 code for a protein of 840 amino acids. The transcript has 3 exons.
CACCCCCAGAAAAGAGUGUUUUCGAGUGUUGAGUUUGUGCUGUGUCUUGUCUCUGUGUGGACACUUGAUAAGAGACAGCAAACCCAACCCGAAAUAAUUUGGUUUCUGUUCUGUAAAUUCUUUUCUACUCUUCUUUCUUUCUUUCUUUCUAGUUGUUUCUUCUGCAUCACCCACUUCAUCUUCAUCUCGUCUUCUUCUUCUUCUUCUUUCAUUUGCUGUUUCUGAAAUAAGGGAAGAAGAAGUUGACCGAUGGUAUACUGAUCUGAAACAUCUUGGACAUUCUCUUACAAUGUCAGCAAUUUAGCAGCCCCGUAUUCAAGGGAACUCGCCUCUGUCUCACUUUAUCUGCUACAACAAUCAAUUUCGACAUCUCCACAACCAUGUCAUCCAAAUCCAAGUCUACUUUAUCCGCAACUCCUCACAAAGCAUCACCGGCAACUCCAAAAGUUAGUAGACCAAGCAGGGGAGUAGCUAAAUCAGAAUCUGAUUCAGCCUCUCCUUUGCAGAAUCCACGCCUUUCAGCUGAUCGGUCCCCGCGAUCGGUUACUUCCAAACCCACCACUGAGCGUCGAUCAUCAAGAGCCGCUACCGUUACCCCACCUGAAAAGCAACCUACGCGGAUUGCAAAGGGAUCAGAAUUACAGGUGCAAUUGAAUGCUGUUCAGGAAGAUCUAAAGAAAGCAAAGGAACAGAUAGCUUUGGUUGAGAAGGAGAAGACAAAAGCCAUUGAUGAAUUAAAAGAAGCACAAAGAGUUGCCGAAGAAGCGAAUGAGAAACUCAGGGAGGCUUUGGUGGCUCAAAAGCGAGCUGAGGAGAAUUCAGAAAUUGAUAAGUUCCGGGCUGUUGAGCUGGAGCAGGCAGGAAUCGAGGUAGCCCAGAAGAAGGAAGAGGAAUGGCAGAAAGAACUUGAAGCUGUGAGGAACCAACAUGCUAUGGAUGUGGCAUCUCUUCUCUCUACCACUCAGGAGCUUCAAAGAGUAAAGCAGGAACUGACCAUGACAUGCGAUGCAAAGAACCAGGCACUUAGCCAUGCUGAUGAUGCGACAAAGAUUGCUGAGAUUCACGCUGAGAAAGUGGAGAUUCUCUCAGCUGAGUUGACCCGGUUGAAGGCCUUGCUCGAUUCAAAGCUUGAAACUGAGGCCACUGAAAACAACAAGGUGGUGUUGAAGCUUAAAUCAGAGAUAGACUCUUUGAAACAAGAGCUUGAGAAAGUGAAAGGUGUCGAGAAGAAGUUGAUAGAAAAAGAGGCUUCCAUUGAAAAACUUAAUGUUGAACUAGAAGCUGCAAAGAUGGCUGAAUCUUAUGCUCGUAGUCUAGUGGAGGAGUGGAAAAACAGGGUUGAGGAGUUGGAGACGCAGGUCGAGGAAGCAAAUAAGUUGGAAAGAUCUGCAUCAGAGUCUUUGAAUUCAGUCAUGAAACAGCUAGAGGGAAACAAUGAAUUAUUGCAUGAUGCAGAAUUUGAAAUUUCUUCUCUAAAAGAGAAGGUGGGGUUGUUGGAGAUUACAAUUGGAAGACAGAAAGGGGAUCUCAAGGAUUCAGAACGACGUCUUGAUAUGGCCAAGGAAGAAGGUUCUGAGAUGGUCAAAAAGGUUGAAUCUCUGAAGUCCGAGCUUGACACUCUGAAGGAGGAGAAAGCCCAGGCUUUGAAUAAUGAGAAGCUUGCAGCUUCUAAUGUUCAGGCCUUAUUAGAGGAGAAAGUUGAACUAAUUAAUAAAUUGGAGAAUUCCCGGAGUGAAGAAGAGAAGAGCAAGAAGGCAAUGGAAAGGUUAGCUUCAGCCUUGCAUGAGGUAUCUGCAGAAGCAAGAGAAGCGAAAGAAAAACUGUUAUCCACUCAAGGUGAGCAUGAAAACUAUGAGACCCAGAUAGAAGAUCUAAAGCUGGUCUUGAAUGCAACGAAUGAUAAGUACAAAAGCAUGAUUGAUGAUGCAAAACAUGAAAUUUUUCUUCUUACGGAUACAGUUCGACAAUCCAAGAAUGAACUUGAAAUCUCCAAGGCUGAGUGGGAGCAAAAAGAACUUCAUUUGGUGGAUUGUGUUAAGCAGUCUGAAGAAGAGAGCUCUUCUCUGGAAAAAGAAGUAAAUAGGCUGGUGAAUUUGCUCAAGCUAACCAAGGAAGAAGCUUGUGCCAGCAAGGAGGAAGAAGCUCAGUUGAAAGAAAGCCUACAGGAAGUUGAAGCCGAGGUAAUUAAUUUGCAGGAAGCUCUUGGGAAAGAAAAGGCUGGAAACAUGAAAUUGAAAGAAAGUCUGUUGGACAAAGAAAAUGAGUUGCAGAGUAUAAUUCAAGAAAAUGAGGAACUCCGAACUAGGGAAGCUACUUCUCUUCAGAAAGUUGACGAGUUAUCUAAGUUACUUGAAGAAGCUAUGGCCAAAAAGCAGAUAGAAGAAAAUGGUGAUCUAACUGACAGUGAAAAGGACUAUGAUUUGCUUCCAAAGGUGGUUGAAUUCUCUGAAGAGAAUGGACAUGCAAAAGAAGAGAAGCCUAAAACGGAGUUUCCAAGUCAUCAAUGUGAUGACCCUGGAAAAGAAAACUUACAGGAAGAAAAGAAUUUCUUGAAUGAGUCUGAAAAAAUGGUUUCUGCCAAAAUUGGGAAUGGGAAUGGAAAACUGGAGGAGGAGAAAGAAGAUGACUCGGUGCAAGUUGAGUUUAAGAUGUGGGAGAGUUGCAAAAUUGAAAAGAAAGAGUUUUCACCCGAGAGAGAAGUGGAGCAGGAAUCAUUUGAAGAGGAAGUCGACUCAAGGGUGGUGGGUGGUGAGAGCUUUGAUCAGAUAAAUGGGGUAUCGUCUACAGAAAACAAUGAUGAUGGUGGAAUCUCACCAACGAAGCAGCUACAACAGAAGAAGAAGAAGAAGCCAUUGCUUGGAAAGUUUGGAAGCCUGCUCAAGAAGAAGGGCACAAGCAAGUAGAGAAACAGACCAGUUUGGCCUAACUUGUGCCCUACUAGCAGGCAAGUAUAUUUUGGUAUUAUUUUGCACUUAAAUGUGUUUGCUUCAUUGUUUUUGCUUCCAAAGAACAGUAUAGGUUAAAGAAAAGAAGAGGCUUGUAUUAAGUUUAGUUUUUUCAUUCUAUUUUUUUUCCUCAAUGUGAUUCACCAUGUGGGACAGUACCUUGUAUGUGAUGGAGAUUCUAUUUCUUUUUUCA